GAUUUCUGGUCAUGCCCAGAUCUCUGCUCUCUGCCUUAAACUCCUAAGCCAGCACAAUUUUCUGGGAGGGAUGAGGAAUGGGAUGGUGAAGGCAGACAGGUGCUUCAUCAGAAAUUUGCAGAAGGGAAUUUCAGGAAUAAUUUCUGGUGCAUCUCCGGAAGAUGCCACCCUCCAUCCCCGAGGCAGACAGGAGGCACAGAGCCUCAGCAGCAUUCUCUCUGAGUUUCCUCUCUUUAAUCUUCUCCAUCACAGCUUUCAGCAGCAGUUACUGGUGCGAGGGGACCAGGAAAGUGGCCAAGCCUUUCUGCAAAGGGGACAGCAAAGGGGAUCUGUGCAUCCGCUUCAACAGCGCCGACGGCAACGGCAGCCAGGCUGUGCAGUACAUCUGGGAGACCGGCGAUGACAAAUUCGUGGAGAAGAAGUUCCACGCUGGCAUCUGGUACUCCUGUGAGGAAAUGAUCAAUGAGGAAGGUGAGAAAUGUAGAAGCUUCAUCAGUCUGACUCCAGCUUCUGAUCGAGGGGUUUUAUGGCUGUCUAUUGUAGCAGAGCUUCUCUACGUGGUUUUGCUCCUGAUUGGAAACAUUCUGAUGUCAGUAGAAAUCUGCUACUACAGCUCUGUCAUUGAUGGGCUGAAGAUCAACGCCUUCUCUGCAGUGGUCACCGUGCUAGCAGGUCUUCUGGGCAUGGUUGCUCACAUGAUGUACACAACUGUGUUUCAAAUGACUGUAAAUCUUGGUCCUGAAGACUGGAGACCUCACACUUGGGAUUAUGGCUGGUCCUACGGCCUUGCAUGGACCUCCUUCGCUUGCUGUAUGGCAGCAGCUGUCACCACUAUUAACAAAUACACAAAAACUAUCUUGGAAUUCAAGCACAAAAGGAAAAAGCUGGAAAGGAGCUUCAGGAUUCAGUACAAGUUUCCUGAGUACACAGCUCCAGAGAAGGUUUGCAAUGUGUAUGUGAACUCUUUCCAGAACACCACAGAUGACCCCGCACAUGCAUUGAGAAGUCUGCGUCACCUGGCCACUAUUUCAGUCCUGUAAAGCUGAACCAGAUCUCAGAGAAUUCUGUAAAUUAUAAUCCUAGAUCCAAACAAAACGGUGUUCAUGAAUAAAAUGUCUCAAUGUGUAGUAUUAUUUUUCUUAAUAAAGAAAUUAUA
Molecule: messenger RNA, 1156 nt
Organism: Zonotrichia albicollis (white-throated sparrow)
Lineage: Eukaryota; Metazoa; Chordata; Aves; Passeriformes; Passerellidae
Gene: GSG1L2
Product: GSG1 like 2
Cellular component (GO): plasma membrane
Source: RefSeq, a predicted model, not a curated record